GUACUGACUACUGACUGUGAAUAAGCAUGUUUGUUUUGUUUUUGUCUUGAUAAAUCCAUCAUUCUUGAAGAGUUACCAACAGGGUUUUUAAUGUCUAGGGUAAUGGUAGAAACUUCCUUGAAGUCUGAUACCUUUUUAUUGCUUGUGCUAUUUUAGUGUUUCCUCUCAGCAGCAAUGACCAGCCUUACAACAAAGAAACACAAAAUGUGCCUGUAUGAGGAAGAUAAGAUUCAUAAAUCUGUUGGCUUGCUUGCUAUCCCAUUGGGGAGGGACAGUGUGUUUGUGUGUGUGUGUCCCAGAUGUGAAACCAGCUGCUUGGGCCAAUCACAGAGCCUGAUAGAAAACCCUUGUCAGCUCAGAGAGCUAGAGUUGAUGUGAUAUGACUCACAUUGAAAGCUCCACUAGUAGUACUCCUUUCCGUUGCUUGUCGGAUCUACUCUGACUGCAGGCAGUACCAUGUAUGUACUGGGUACCACCAUCGUUCAAUCCCUCCUUCCCUAAGCCGCUAGCCAACACUGGAGGGCCAUCCCCAUGCGCCGCCGCUCUGCUGUCUUCCGUUCUUUUUUCUUCGUUGCGCGUCCUUUUCCUGUAGAGAGGAUAUCAUUCAUUGUCUGUUUUGCUAGUACCGAGUAAAACUGUAUUUUAUACACAACUUCAGGGAAGGAUCUUUACGCCUGCGCAUUAGCUGCGUUAAAGUGGCUUUUCUUUCUUUGCUCUGCCCAUUCUGGAUUUAUAUUAAGGAAAUAAUCACUCUUUCUUGGAUUGUACUUUUGAAUCAAUUACGGUAAACAUGGUUCAAAGAAAUACACAGAAUGUGAGGUAGAUGCUGCAGCCACCAUGAUGAUGUUUAGAACGCCCCCUGACAGGAGACUGGCUGAACAUGACAGACUAAAGAGGGAGUCCUAUCCAGGUGCAAGACCCAUUGCCAAUCAGAACUUGAUCAUCAUGGGAGGACUUGCACCGAUCCAGAUCAGACCUGAACAGCCUCACUGUAGACCUACACUCAGUGACCUGGCAGAGACUGCUCUCAAUGAGCUUGGAGACAACCGUAUCAGUAGGGUGGCAGUGACCCCUGAGAAUCGAGAGAUGCUUAAAGCCAAGUGUACCCCAUCACCAAGCGGUAUGGACCAUACCUACAGUCUUAGUUCAUCUAUCAAGGUACAGGCUGAUCAUGGAUACUCUUCCGAUCCUGGGGAUGUUGAGAUGAGUGACUUCAGUGAUGAGAGCUUUGAAGAUGAAUCAGAUAUGGAUCAGGAGUCCAGGAGGCUUGGCGAUAGUGGAGUUCACUUUCAUCUUGAAGGUGGUAAACGAGUCGAUGAGAAAGAAGCACUGCUUCCCCUAAAGAAGCGUCCUCCCCGUAUGACAGAGGAGGACAAGAAACUUGCUGAUGCCCUUCUCAUCCUGUCCGGUAUCGGUGCAGAGGCAAUGCCAGCCAAGGAAGCAGGUAGUCCAGGUCCAGAGGAGAGUACAGAUGUCAUGAUGACAGAAGAAGUCCUGGAAGCUUCAAGGUAGUAAAGCCUGGAUAUAUGAUGAAGCAGUAUCAGCAGAGACUUGAUGGACUAAGACAAAGAGGAACAAUAACAGAUCAUCUGCUUUGAGCAGAGAAUAUGGGAAAACACUUUGAAGUUGGGUCUGUGGUUACUGAUUUCUCCCAAGCCAACAAGUCAAGAUAGAUCUUCGUUGUUUUGCAUUUACACAGAGAGCUUACCUACUCAGUGGAUGAUAUAGUAAAAGAUCCAAGAUGUUUGAAAUGUUCUUAGGAGGUUGUAUUAUGUCAGAAUGUUUGUAGGUUUUCAGUAUUUAUACAGUCAAGAGACAUUUAGAUGAAGAUGUGUACAGCUCCCUCUUCAGUAUAGAAAGAGACUGUGUGAGUGGUCUUUGGCUGUUUGACAAGAGAUGAAAACAUCAUUGGAAGGAGAUCAUGAUUGGAAGGAGAUCAUGAUGCUCCUUGGACUUUUUUGAUGAUAGGAAGCUUUUUAUAAAGAAAUGAUUGUUUCCAGUACAACUCAAGAUUGAGGAAAACAUCUCAAAUAAAAACAAACAAACCUGAGAUUGUAGAGCACAAUGAAAAGAGCUUUUAAUGUGCAAUCACAUUGUUUAUUCUACUUUCAUUUUCUUUUACCUAAUGAAACAUUUGAAGUAUAUGAUGCAUGUGGAGGUAGGAAGACGGAAAGGUUUUAUGAGGUGAGAUAGGGCUGAUAUAAUCCUUUUUAAGUAAGGGCUCUCUUCCUCUGAUAUUCCUAAUGAUAGGAAGAAAGUGUGAAGAGAACUAAGGAAGUCACAAACUCCUUCGAUGAGGUCAUUCAGAAUGUUUUGCCGUUUUUUGAUGCACAUCAUCUUUUACUUGCUUUAUGUUGCUUUGGCAUUUCUCAACGUAUCCAACUUUUUCAGGACAGGGCAAGCAAUUACAAUCAUUGCUCAUUAAAAUUACUAGUUCAUAUAGCGAUUUUAAAAAUCGCUUAUUCUGAAUUUCUGGUACAUUAUCUUGGCAGACAGUGACAUACAUGUAUGUGAUUUAGACAAAGGAAAGCAAUUUCUCUUUGUCAAGUUUGUCUGAAUAGGGCUAGACAACUGUUCUUGUUUUGAUAAUUCAUAAUGAACUCUGUGUCGCCUCAACAGGAGAGAAAUGUAUGUAUGUAUACAUUGAGAAGACAAUGAUCAGCUCUAUUUUUUCAGUUCAUACCAACAUUAUAAAAAUCGAGCAACUCAUGUGUUUCUGAAAGCUAUUGUUAGUAGCAGGUUUGGUUUAUAUUCAAGGUUGAAUAUCUUGUCAAUUGUUGCUGCGAGGGUUCUCUUUGUUGAGCAAGAUGUAUAUACGUAAAACAUUCGGCGUAAAAAACACUUCUUGUAUAGGCUAUAGGUGUAGAUGUAGGUAGUUUUAGUCACAUCUUGAAGAUAGUACAUAUAGCUUUUUAUUUUCUACUUUUCCCCUUUGUUUAGAAAAGUUGUAAGCAUUGAACAAGUGCUUCCAUCUUGUAAAUACUUGCUUGUGCUUUGAAAGCAUACAUUGGGGAUAUUUGUGUAAAUAUGUUGUAAAAAGUCUUAUACGAUUAUGCCAUGUCAUGAAGAUUUUUAGUACUGUGUCGUAGGGAAGGAAAAGAGGUGUAGGCGGGAGAGAGGUCAAAGGUCAUAUCAUGGGUCUCAUGUAGUAGAUGCUUUCAAUGCUGCACACCAUUGAGGAGAAGAGCUAGGUACGAUGGGAGAUACGCAUUUGCCAAGUUCUUGUUUGUUUCUUACAAUAAUUUUCAUAUAAAUUGAUGUACGUGAUUAUGAGAUAUGUUUAUUUGAAUACAAUCUUUGAUGGUGUAUGGAGUAGGGGAAGGUGUGUAUCUCAAAAGAACUUUUAAUUAAAAUACAACUCAGCUGAAUUGUUUAAGAAUUAUUUUUGCAAAGUUUCAUUGGAAUCAUUGGUGUAAUCUAUUGAAACUUUACUUACUAUGAAUGAUACAAUGAAGACAUUUUAGUAGAUCUCCUUUGAAAGAAAAAACAACUUUCUAGUGCUCUAAAUCAUUACUAAUUUCAUCAGUAUUUGAAUUGGAACAAAAAAGCAAUCCUAUUGACAUGACUUCAGGAAAAACCAAACCAAUAAUUGUGUAUUGAGUCCUAGUUACACAUGAGGGUUCAGGAACCAAAGAGAGAAGUGUCAUGUUUGGAAACUUCUCAAUAUGGAUUUGCUUGUGAAACCUCAACAAACAUGACAUGGGUAUUGUGCGAGAACUGUGAUAAUGCCAAAAUACGACCAAUUCAUUUCCACAAUGAUCAAGCUCUUCAAUGCAAGAGAAAAUGCAGCUCGAGAACAAUAUGAAGUGCAAAUAGUGUGAACAAGUAAAAUUAAGUUUUCCAUUUAUCUGUCUAUACUGAACAAUUUACAUGCUGAAAUUUGGAGCUUUAGAACAACAUACAUACGCGGUGCUAGUCAUGUUGAACUUCCCAGUGUAGGAUUAAUGUAGUGAUAUUAUCUCAUUUUUUUAAUAGUAGAUAAGUGAGAAAGGGAAUGGUGCAUUUAUGGUUUUCCUAGAUAAAUGGUGCUGGGCUUGAAUAUAACGCAUUUUAAUAACAUCAGGUGAUCUUUAUAGUGCUGAUUUGACAGUUUACAGUAAAACAUAUUUCUUUGCCAUUUAGUUGAUAGUUUUUGUAAGUUUUCAUUCGAAGCAUGAAUGUCAUUAUCCAUCAAGUAUAUCAUAAGACCUGUGUGGCAGUACUAAAAAUAGAAGGAGGAUCAUCUCAUACUCUAUGAUGUCUCAUUAUAUCACAUUUAUCAACUCGAUUUUGUUCAGAUAUUUUUCCUCAAUAAUUAUUUUGGAAAUCAUGGUCACAGAUUCACAGUUUAUUGGAAAAAUUUAAUUUAAAAAAAUGAAGUUGAAUGUAUGAAAGAUUACCACAAUUGCAAACUAUUUGACUACAACCAAUUGGUAAAUAUCCAGAAUGAAACCAUAGUUUCAUACGUAAACAUUACAAGCAACAGUAUUGUGUGCAUAAAACUUUUUAAAGCAUGCAUGUAUAUCAUGCCUUGGUAAGUUUAAUGAACACAUCACUGUAUUAGUGAAUUAGACAAUUAUGAUCUUUGUGCUAUAAACGUACAUUUGUUGUUUGUUUAUAUGUACGUACAGUCUUCCCAACCACCAGUAUUCAAAACUGAAAUUACUUUCUUUUGUACCAAAAAAAUACUUGUACUUGAAGCAAAGUAAAACAAAAUUGUGAACAAAUAUUCAACAUUAACAAAUAUCUUAGCCCUCAUUUGAGACUUGUAUCUCUUCAAAAAAAAUUCUACUCAUUUCAAUUAUUUGGGAAGACCCAAGUUUGAUUUGUUAAACAUUUUCAUUUUGCGCUGUGCUUCCAUAUUAGUUGACACUUGUAAAUGUAAACACUUAAAACAUUGGUAUUAAUGAAUGUAUCAUUCACCAAUUUGAUGCAUAAAUUUCAUGUAUUAGCAGCCAUUGAGAAAUAUAGUAGCAGAAGUCAAAAAAAAAGAUUUCCCCUUUCAUUAUGCCGAAUAUGAAACCAGUGGAAAAGGAGAUAAUUAAUUUUGAUGAAAUUGUUUUAAAGUCAUUAUUUUAGAUUGGUAAGUACUACCAAGAAGUUGUAUAUUACUAUAGUUACUUUCAGUAGUUUGCAUUUUGUUGAAAAAACAUUCUAAGGAAAGUUGUAGCCAAGUAAGAAUGCCACAUGACAUAACUCAAAUGAAAAGUGAGAGUGAGAUCAUUUGCCAAAAUUGUAGUAAAUUAGACUUAUAUUUUUUUGCUUAAAAGUAUUUUGAUGUACAGUAGCAAUUUCAUUUUUCUUUUAGUGCAUUCAUUAUUCACCAUUACGUGUUUACUGCUUUCAAUUAUCUCUCUCUCUCUCACGUUGUGCAAUAGUAGUAUUAUAUUUACUAAUCAAUACGUUCUUGCAUACGUGUAUAUCUUAUGAUCAGCAGUAAUUUUGAUAAGUUUUUCUUCUCUCACUGCACAAAUCAAAGGGAUUUUUUUUGCAAUUUUGUGUUUUUCUCUCUUUGUAAGAUUAUGUCUUAUCAUUUUAUACAAGUUUAAGAGUAUGGUUAGCAGUAAUUAUUUGUAUUUACUUAACAAUAUUCUAUACUCUUCUUUUAUCAGGACCUAUCUUGUUGUAAUUAUGACUUUUUAGUACAAUUUAUAUUGUCUCUGGAACUGUACAUUGAUUUUUUUUUUCAUGAGGGAAAGCAAGAGUACAUAAUGACAUAUGGUCAUCAUACCUAUAUGUUUGUAUCAUUUAUGAGUGAGAGAGUUGAUAUGAAGAACAUACCUUCAUAUGUUGAGUAUUUCUUUGAAGUUCAUUUAUAUUCUUGAAAUUAGGGAAACCCUGUAAUGUUAUUUAUUCAGUCUUAAAACGUGAAACAUUAAAAGAAAAUGAAAUGUUGGUCUUGUUGAAGCAAUCAUAGGUUUUCAUUUUUUUUUUUUUUUAAGAUCAUUUCAAGGAAAUGAAAUAUACAAUCUAUUAGUAGGUGUGUGAAAUCAUAAUUUUGUUAAUGAUUUUUUUUUUAUCCUGGUUUAUUUUGUCAUUUUUUAAUCAGGGUUCUGUUGAAUUUAUUGUUUUAUAAGCAACUUGCCACAAUCAUUUUUUUUUUGCUGAAAUUAUGUAGUAUUGCCGAUGGAAAAAUGUUGCAAUCCACGUGUGUUUCUGGGUAAUUUUUCUUUUCACAUUAUGAUUUAGUGUGUGAGUGUGAUUAAAUUAUAUAUAAUUUUUAUAUCAGGAAAAGCAAGUUUCAAUUUUAUUGGUAGAUAAUACCUACCCAAACAAGGACAGAUUUUGGAGAGAUUUUUUGUGAACAAAAUAUUAAAAAUGUGCAUGUACAAGAAAGAGUUAUGUGACAUUUUACUCCCCUUUUUACAUUGUUUUUAGAAUGAUACAAGUACUCUUCUUUGGUCAGUUAUGAACAGAUUAAUUAUCUGAAUAUCUUGAAAACAAGAUCACGAAGUAUGAUCUUCAUGUGUAUGUAUACACUGGGGGUGUGACUAUAUUGGAUAUUUAAGAUGUUAAGUAUUUCAUAAUUCAUGGGGGGGAGCAUGAAACUUUACUGUUCAAUUAUCCAGUUUCAUUUUUUUUUUCCAACAGGAAAUCUUUUUCCUUUCAGUUAAAGUUUGGUAGCAAGAAUUCCUUUUAUGUUUAGGAUAUAUUAUUCAUUAUAUCAAGGUUUCAUUAUCUUGGGCAGAUGAAUCAAGAACAUUGGAAACAAGUAUUAUUGUGCAAAUUAUUUUUUAUUGGAUGGUUGGGUAAUUUAUCAUACUUGUUUUGUCUAACACAUUUUGAUCAAACUUGUUAGUAGAAAACUCUAUGUACUUCUUGUGAUCCCUAAAUGAAUGAAACGAUUUGUAAUUCAUUUCAGCAAGAAAUGGUGGCUGAAUAGGAGAUCUGUAAUUUUUAGCAUGGUUAUUUUCUUUCCUCAAAGUGCAUACAUUUUCUACAAUUAUUGAGUACUGAUGAGUGAGAAAGGGAAUUUAAGUUAUUCUUCUAUUACAAUAUUAUCCAGUAAUAUCCUUAUAUAUUUGAUGUAUUAUCGCUGUACAUCUCAGUAUAUAUUUAUUCUUACAACUACUAAUCAUGAUGGAAAUAAUGAUGAUUUUUAUUUUACCCAGAACAAAUAUGAUCAUCAGGUAUGAGCUAUAUUUAUUUAUCACAAUCAAAUAUUUAGGGAACUUUGAACAUUCAUGCAUUUAUUUAUGCUAAAAUUCCUUGCAAAAUCUAUGGAGAGGAUGUUUUUACUGGAAAAUAACAAAAUCUGACUAUGCCUUUAACCAUCCUGACUCUUAUUCUUCAGUCAAAGGUUGGGUACGGGAACAAAAGGCGAUAUCCAACUAACACUUGAAGAGCCAUGAUGUGACCUCAAAGUGUUUUAUUUUAGCACCAAUUUUUUUCCUUUUUGUAUUUGGUGCCAAAGAAGUAUAUGGUAACCAUGUAUCAUUAUUAUCAUUAAUCUUAUCAUUGUCUCGCAUGCUUUGUUCACUGACACAAAAUCGUAUAGUGCAAGUAAGAACAACAAAAAAAAGAACAAAAACAUUGUACAGUAUAUCGUAGUUAAGAAUAAAACUUCGUUCAACCUUUGUAAGAAACUUGUUGGGAAAUAAAUGAUAAAGCAAAAUGUA
Messenger RNA from Strongylocentrotus purpuratus (purple sea urchin), 7598 nucleotides. Its product is annotated as forkhead transcription factor N2/3. Gene Ontology annotation, biological process: regulation of DNA-templated transcription. Lineage: Eukaryota; Metazoa; Echinodermata; Echinoidea; Camarodonta; Strongylocentrotidae. Gene Ontology annotation, cellular component: nucleus. The record is from RefSeq and is a predicted model, not a curated record. Gene Ontology annotation, molecular function: DNA-binding transcription factor activity; cis-regulatory region sequence-specific DNA binding.